GUCAGGCUGUCUAGUCACAGAGGAAGGCUGUGCUUCUCUGGUCUCAGCUCUGAGGUCAAACCCCUCACACCUGAGAGAGCUGGACCUGAGCUACAAUCACCCAGGAGACUCAGGAGUCAGACUGCUCUCUGCUGGACUGGAGGAUCCACACUGCAGACUGGAGAAACUCAAUGUGGAACAUGGUGGAGAGAACAGAAUGAAACCUGGGCUUAGAAAAUAUGUCUGUGAUCUCACACUGGACCUAAACACAGUAAACAGACUCCUCUCUCUGUCUGAGGAGAACAGAAAGGUGACAUGUAGGAGAGAGAAGCAGCUGUAUCCUGAUCACCCAGAGAGAUUUGAGGGCUGUGGACAGGUGCUGUGUAGCGAGGGUCUGACUGGGCGCUGUUACUGGGAGGUAGAGUGGAGUGGGAGAAUGGGGGCUGUUAUAGGAGUGACAUAUAAAGGAAUCAACAGGAGAGGAAGGGUUAAGGACUGUUGUCUUGGAUACAAUGACAAGUCCUGGAGUCUGUUCUGCUCUGUCAACAGUUACAUUGCCAGGCACAAUAAUAAUCCCACUACCAUAGACGUCCCCUCCUCCAGCUCCCACAGAGUAGGAGUGUAUCUGGACUGGCCAGCCGGCACUCUGUCCUUCUAUAGAGCCUCCUCUGACACACUGACCCACCUGAUCACAUUCACCUCCACAUUCACUGAGCCCCUCUAUCCAGGGUUUAGGGUUUGUUCUGACUCCUCAGUGUCCCUAAAAUAACAUGACACACACACACACACACACAAUAAUAACCUGUAAAUAAUACACACACUGGACUCACACACACACACACACACUGGAUACACACACACACUGGACUGACACACACAGACACACACUGAAUACACACACUGGACUCACACACACACACUGGACAACCACACACAAACACACUGGAUACACACACACACUGGACUCACACACACACACACUGGAUACACACACACACUGGACUCACACACACACACACACACUGGACAAACACACACACACACA
Molecule: messenger RNA, 1024 nt
Organism: Oncorhynchus nerka (sockeye salmon)
Lineage: Eukaryota; Metazoa; Chordata; Actinopteri; Salmoniformes; Salmonidae
Product: stonustoxin subunit beta-like
Exons: 3
Coding region: 197-748 (183 amino acids)
Molecular function (GO): protein binding
Source: RefSeq, a predicted model, not a curated record